Arachis duranensis is the source of this 1505-nucleotide messenger RNA. Its product is annotated as SNF1-related protein kinase regulatory subunit gamma-1. Lineage: Eukaryota; Viridiplantae; Streptophyta; Magnoliopsida; Fabales; Fabaceae. The transcript is spliced from 6 exons. Bases 80 to 1336 code for a protein of 418 amino acids. The record is from RefSeq and is a predicted model, not a curated record.
AUUAUAGAUCCUAAGCUUGUCAGCAUUGAAAUUCAUAAUUGCAGAAAGAGAAAGAGAGUGAGAAACUUGAGUGUUGGUUAUGGCUGCUACAAUGGAAGAUAGUCCAAGAAGUCCAGAGGCAAAGCUUGGAAUGAGAGUAGAAGAUCUUUGGGAUGUUCAAGAACCACAACUAAGUCCUAAUGAGAAGCUCAAUGCUUGUUUUGAAAGCAUACCUGUCUCUGCUUUCCCUCCACCUCCUUCAAACCAAGAAAUUGAGAUAAAAUCAGAUGCUACCUUAGCUGAGGCAGUUGAAAUACUAGCAGAACACAACAUCCUGAGUGCACCUGUGGUGGAUGUUGAUGCACCUGAAGAUGCCAGCUGGAUUGACAGAUACAUAGGGAUAGUUGAGUUUGCAGGAAUUGUUGUGUGGAUUCUUCAUCAGUCUGAUCCUACAUCUCCUAAGAGUCCAUCAAGUAGAUCCAAUGGAACAGCAAUUGAAGCUGCAACUAAUGGCAUGGCUUCUCUACAACUUGAGGGCAAGGACCUUGGAUCUUCUACAACAACUUCAGGGAACUUCUUUGAGGAUCUCACUUCUUCUGAACUUUAUAAGAAUACCAAGGUUAGAGAUAUCUCAGGAUCAUUUCGGUGGGCCCCAUUUCUUGCACUGGAGAGGUCAAACUCAUUCUUGACCAUGCUAUUGCUACUCUCAAAGUACAAGAUGAAGAGUAUUCCUGUGGUGGACUUAGGUGCUGGAAGAAUUGAUCAAAUCAUUACUCAAUCUGCUGUGAUACACAUGUUGGGUGAAUGUGCUGGUCUUCAAUGGUUUGAGAGCUGGGGAACCAAGAAAAUAUCUGAAGUUGGUCUUCCUCUAGUCACACCAAAUCAUAUCAUCAAGGUAUAUGAGGAUGAACCAGUGCUUCAAGCCUUUAGAUUGAUGAGAAAAAAGAGGAUUGGAGGUGUGCCUGUAGUGGAAAGGGGUGGCAACAAUCCAGUGGGUAAUAUAAGCCUCCAUGAUGUUCAGUUCUUGCUAACUGCCCCAGAAAUAUACCAUGAUUAUAGAGCAAUUACUGCCAAGGAUUUCCUAACAGCUGUUAAAAGCUACUUGAAGAAGCAUGAAAAGGUUGUUCCUAUGUCAAGGGGUUUGAUUACUUGCAAAAAGGAUUGUACAAUAAAAGAGUUGAUCCAAUUGCUAGAUCAUGAAAAGAUUCACAGGGUCUAUGUUGUGGAUGAUGAUGGAAAUCUUGAGGGACUCGUCACUCUAAGAGACAUAAUCUCAAGGCUUGUACAUGAGCCACGUGGCUACUUUGGUGAUUUCUUUGAUGGCGUUCUUCCCAUGCCUCCAAAUAGUAGGGUUUAAUUUUAGGGUUAAGAACAUUUUGCAUGUUACUCGAACUUAAGCAGAUAAAUCCAUUUUUAACUUUUGUGAGAUUUUGUGUAUAUGUAAAAGUGCUGAUGGAAUCGUACUGAGUUUUGUAUCAUAUUUUCUUUUGAAUAAGAGUAAUCAUAAUACCCAAAUCCAAUUCAAU